Molecule: messenger RNA, 4372 nt
Organism: Patella vulgata (common limpet)
Lineage: Eukaryota; Metazoa; Mollusca; Gastropoda; Patellidae
Product: serine/threonine-protein kinase 16
Exons: 8
Coding region: 160-1119 (319 amino acids)
Biological process (GO): protein phosphorylation
Cellular component (GO): cytoplasm; Golgi apparatus
Molecular function (GO): ATP binding; protein serine/threonine kinase activity
Source: RefSeq, a predicted model, not a curated record
AAACGUUUGAUUUAGUAAAUAAUCAUUGUCUAUCUUUUAUGGCUUGUAUUCAAUGAAUAGGAAAUAAAUACCCGAUUUUAUGGUUAUGACUUAGCAUAUUUGUUGGCCUUUGCAAUUAGCCUGCUAAACAAGUUUGAUGAAAGAUACUGUCAGCAUCUGAUGAAUACUUAUGGUAUCAGUUUAAUAUUAAAAAUGGGCUGUGUCUGUGGUAAAGAGUCUGUAAAUAUCAACAAUCGUCGUUUUUACACUAGAUCAAGAAUUGGAGAAGGUGGUUUUAGCUACAUUGAUCUUGUAGAAGAUGCACAAACUCAUAAACUGUUGGCACUGAAGAGAAUUACUUGUCAUUCCAAAGAAGAUGAAAAAGUUGCCAUGCAGGAAGUAGAAAUAAUGAAGACAUUCCAUCAUAUCAACAUUAUCCCCCUUGAAGAAUCAACAUUAAAUCCCAUAAAUCAUUAUACCAAGGCUGUUGAUGUUGUUAGUGAAGUUUUGAUAGUCAUGCCUUUCUACAGGAGAGGUUCAGUAGAAGAUAUGAUGGAGAGAUUAAAGAAAAAAGGGGAGAAAAUGGCAGAACCCGAACUAUGGACCAUGUUCUUGGGAAUUUGUAAUGGAUUAAAAGCCAUGCAUCAUUAUAAUCCACCAUAUGCUCACAGGGAUAUAAAACCAGCUAAUAUAAUGAUAGCAGAUGAUUCUACACCUAUUAUAAUGGAUCUUGGAUCAGCAGCUAAAGCCAGAGUAGAAAUAAAAACAUCAGCUGAAGGUAGAGCUUUGCAGGAUAUAGCAGCUGAACGUUGUUCUAUGUUAUAUAGAGCUCCUGAAUUAUUUAAUGUUGAAACUAACUCUACUGUAGAUGAGAGAACAGACAUCUGGUCAUUAGGAUGUGUAUUAUAUGCCAUGGCAUUUCUAGAAUCACCGUUUGAGAAAGUCUAUCAGAGGGGUGAUAGUAUAGCUUUAGCUGUUCUCGGUAGAAAUUUAAAAUUUAAAGAAAAUUCAGGAUUCAGUAAUAAGAUAGAAGAAACAGUUACCUGGUUGAUGUCUGUGAAUCCCAUGGAGAGACCAUUUAUUGAUGCCGUCAUUGAUAAAGUAGAAGAACUAGUUCAUGCCAGUGAAAAUAGAGUGUGAUAUUAAUAAUUGAUUUUAAUUUUAAUGUGAUUCAUAUUUAAUGACAAGCUCUGUUUCAAAAUGCAACUAAUCCCAUUUACACAUUCCUCUUUUUAAAAAAAACAUUUUUAUGGAGAUUAGUCUUGACAAAUGGGACAUGGUUGUACAAGUACAAAUGAAACAUGGUUGUAAAUUUUGUAUUAUAUGAUUUGAAUACUUUGCAUUAUAUUUGGGUUUACUCUGGUUGGGCAAAGUUGACCAUUAUGUUGAAAUUCAGUGUUUGCUCCUCCAAAGUUUGUGAAAAUCAUUUUUGUUAAACUUAGGUUGUGGAGGAACCAAGCUUUUUGGGGUCAUUCAUAAAUGGCAGAAUCUGUAGGUGUGUAAUUUUAAAUGCAGAUAUGUGUGUGGGCUGACAACUAAAUAGGUCAAUGAUCUAGUCAAAUUCAGAUACUUUGUGAAUCAAGACAUACAUAAUAUAUACGUUCCAAUUUUUCUUUUUAUUACAAUUAUUGAAUGUAUUGAUUGAUUCUAUACUUAAUGCUUUAUAUAAUGUUAAAUAUUAAGGAUGCAUUAUGUAAGACAUAAAUAAAGAGCUGACCAUUCUUGUAUAAUAAUUCAAAAAUAGAUAUAUUGAAAAUUUCAAGUUUUGACAAGAAAAGCCUCUAUAAUAUACCAUUGCCACAAUAAUAAAUGCUCGAUUUUCAGUCCUUUAAUCAACAGUCUUACUUUUGUGAUUUUGAAGUUCUCAGUUGUAACCCUGCGUAGUUGCUUGUUACUGUUAAUAUUUUACAAUGAACGAUAUAUAUCUUUUACAUUCAAGAGACUAAAUGCACAAUCAUUGAUUGGAAAUUAAUUAAAGUUACCGAGAUAAAAAUAUAUUUGAUGCUAAAAACAUUAUAUAACUGUAAGACAACCAGUAGAGUAGAAAAAUAGCACAAAUUGAUAUUCAACAGCCAAAUUGUGCUUGACAGUUUAAUAUUUGACUUGAGUUAAAGUAAGACUAUAUCCUACUCUUGUUUUAUUUGUUCUGUUUUGUGUGUUAUUGUUGGGCAGUCAGACUGUAUUGUGUAUUAUACAAAGUAUACAAGUUCAAUUUGUGUAGAUUUUAUUCCUAUCCUAGGUUUAAAGGGUUCUUGGUACAUGUAUGUAGAGCACAUUAAAAUUUAAAAUGGCAUCUUGCAAAAAGUUGUGUUGUUGGGACCAGUUUAUGUUCUAAUUUAUUAUAAUUCCUAAAAACUUACCAUCUCCAGUUUAUUAUUAUCAAUGUUUAUAAACAUCACACUCACCAUUUGUGAAUUAUCAGAGAAAAUUUUGCUUUGAAUGACUAAAUAAACAUAUACAAGUCAUUUUGUAAAAAAAAAAAAAAAAAAGGUUGUAGUAUGGGAAACUCUGACAUUAAUUAAGACUACAUAUUAUGUCAAAACCUAUUCAAAAGAGAAUUUUUGAUUGAAUUUUAAUUUCUAUUAGAACAGAAUUAUAGGUAUUUUUAUGUCCAUAUUACUGGCAUUUAAAUGUUAGAAGUACAUUUUUCUUGAAUUGAAGUGCUCAGUUAAUAUGAGAGCGGAUUUUUGAUUGAAUAUUAGUUUUAAUUGUUGAAUAUUUAUUCUGACUAAAUAUGUCAUUCAAAAUUCAUCUGGUCACAAUAUAUUACGAAUCAACUAUAAUAAUAUGAUAUAAAAUCAACUAUAAUAAACUAUCUAUUCAUUUUGUUAUUAUUCCAUGACAUAUUUUGUUUAUAUUUUCUAGUGCAAUACUGUCUGUAUGAUGAUUACAUAUUAUUGGAAAUGUCUAAUUGCUUUUACAAGUAUAAUCUAUCAUAUUAGCUUGAUGCAACAUAUUUUAAUAUGAUGUAAUUUUUGCUGGAAUGACUGUCUUAGUCAUUCUGUAUUUGGAGAAUAGUAUGUCUGAUAAAAUGCUGUUCUCUUAGUUACACUCAUAUAAGUUUGAUUGCUGGAAGUUCUGACUCUGUCCACUGUUGUAUAAUUGACUAUCUGUUUCUAUACUUAUAUUACUGAGUUAAAACCAGCUGUAUAAAAAUAUAAAAGUAGUUAUCAGUUAACAUUCAAAAGGCAUUAGAACUCUUUAUCAAGAAAAUGCAUUUUGUUUCAUGUAAUAUAUUUUAAAAAAACCUAAACACACCUAAUUAUUUAAAAUGAGAGAUCUUUUUGUUGAUCUAUUUCCUAUAUAUGAAAAAUUCUUUUAUCAAAAUAGUUCAUUGAUAUACAUGUACUCAUCACAAGAAAGAAUUUUAGUAGUUAGGUAAAUCAAGAUUAAAAUAUUUUAUUUGUAAGUGAAAGGAAUAUUGGAGGAUUAAAUUCUAUACCGGUAUACAUGUAUAUACCGUAUGCUGGUUGUUUAAUACUUUAUAAUGAUAUAUUGUAUAUAUUAUAUGUUUAAUAUAUUUACAGUUAUAAGUAUUAAGGUUAUUGUAAAUAAAUCAGGUAGUCUAGAUCUAUACAGUUGAUUUUAUGGAGGAGAAUAAAAUAUUUUAGACAGAUUCAUCAGCACCUUUCUGAAUUACAUAUGUUAACAAUGAUUUUCUUGUAAAUGAAAUUGCCAUUUGAGACUAAUAUGAUCAUUUUAACGUCAAUGGUAACGAUUUCUGUGUGAAAUACAGGUAGCCUUGGAAAAUCAUAUGACAACAAUUUAUCAGAGACAUAAAGUGCCACAAGGUGGGAUGAGCUACAGAUGUUUUUUGAGAUAUUUAGGUAUAAAUAUAACAUAUUUUAGUGUAGUAUUUAGCGAUCUGCUGGGUAAAAAGGAUCAUUUGGUUCCUAUACUUCAAUUAAAUGAAAUGAAAUGAAAUGGGGUUUAACGUCCUACUCCAGACUGGGCUAAUGAAGACGGGCGUACACCAUACAGUGUGCCAUGAGGGAAAUUUUGCCCGGACAGCAGCACUACGACUUACUCUUAUAUCAAAUUCCAACUGUCAAGGGAUCUUUUACGUGCACGCCAAUGUGUACACGGGACCUCGGUUUUCCGUCCCAUCCGAAUGACUAGCACAGCUGUCCUUGUCAGGCCCUCUGUCCUGCAUCACUGACAAGGGAGAACCACUCCGGAAAAUCUGUAUGAACUUUUUCGGCUAAUGCAGGGAUCAAACACUCGACCUCCAGGCUAGCGAGCCAGCAUCUUACCCACUGUGAUCCCAUAUCUUUCAAUUAAUGUGGAAUAUUUUAUAGCCCUCCUUAAUCAUUGAGACCAAGAGUUUUAUCAAAUUUUUCCUUUAAAAAAGAACAACUAUGGAUUCACCUUUAUAUAUUUUUUUAUUUUUACA